Molecule: messenger RNA, 1257 nt
Organism: Anastrepha obliqua
Lineage: Eukaryota; Metazoa; Arthropoda; Insecta; Diptera; Tephritidae
Product: 17-beta-hydroxysteroid dehydrogenase 13
Exons: 6
Coding region: 125-1090 (321 amino acids)
Cellular component (GO): lipid droplet
Molecular function (GO): oxidoreductase activity, acting on the CH-OH group of donors, NAD or NADP as acceptor
Source: RefSeq, a predicted model, not a curated record
CAUCAUUGCUGGCACAACAGCAGCACAGAGCGCAACGGCUUGCACCGCAAUUCGAUGAACUAAAACAAAAAAGUUGUAUAGAAUAUUAAAAUUGUGAAUAUUUAGCAAACUCGAAACUCGAAUAAUGUCGAAUGAAACGUUUAAAGUAGGGCGCGCUUGUCUGGUAUUAGGCGUGGCGCUGUUCUUCACGCCGAUCGGGCUUCUAAUUGCAGUGUCAAUAUAUUUCUAUAACACUUUUGUGGCAAGAAAAGCGUGCAAAAAUAUUGCAGGCGAAGUGGCUGUGGUCACAGGCUCAGCAGGCGGCCUGGGUAAAAGUAUUGCUGCAGAAUUGGCCUCCAAAGGAUGCAAUGUCGCCAUAUGCGACAUUAAUUAUAAACUAGCAGAGGUGACGGCCAAGGAAAUUGCCGAUAAAUAUGGCGUCAAAGCAAACGCUUAUAAGGUGGACGUCACUAAAUACGAAGAAGUUGUAGAUCUCAAAGAAAAACUAACCAGAGAGAUUGGCCCCGCCACAAUUCUAGUCAAUAAUGCCGGCUUGCUGAUCCACUCGGAUCAGCUGAAUCCAACAGUUGAGGAAAUAGAGUUGAUGGUGAAAGUCAAUUAUAUGUCACAUUUUUGGACAAAUCGCGUAUUUUUGGAAGAUAUGAAGAAGGCCAAUAAAGGACACAUUGUCGCCAUUUGCUCCGUGGCAGGUCUCGUCACACUGCCUUACAGCGAACCCUAUUGCAGUAGCAAAAACGCUGUGCGCGCCCUAAUGCGUGUCUUGCGCGCCGAACUGAAGCUUGAAGGACUGAAUAUCGAUGCUACUACGGUAUUUCCCUCUUUCCUGCAAACGCAUGCUCGGGUCAAACAGUUUGCCACCGACAGCGGUUUCUCAGAUUUAUAUCCGCUGCUGGAGGGUGAGGAUGUGGCGAAGAGAAUUGUGCAAGGCAUGUUGCAGCGUGAAGUGGAGGUGGCGGUACCCGGCUUCUUCAUGCUCACCUAUCGUCUAAUAUCCCUUUUACCCGCACGCGCUCAAGAUUGGGUGACUUAUAUGCCAAUGAUGCGUUUGAACACCUUCCAACGCGCAUUCGCAUCAAUCAAGGAGCAGUAGUGACUGAUUCCCGAUUGCCAACAGCAGGUGCAGCCUAAUUUGUACGGAAAAGUGUAUAAAUAUAUUUUUUAAUUAGUUUUAAGUUUAAAGUAAUUGGGAAAUUUAAUAUUUUUCAGUUAACUGUGUCAAAACUGUCGAACAAAUAAAAUUCUGAUAAUAUAAAGAAA